Geodia barretti is the source of this 208-nucleotide messenger RNA. NCBI's taxonomy places the organism in Eukaryota, Metazoa, Porifera, Demospongiae, Tetractinellida, Geodiidae. The record is from the annotation of a GenBank genome assembly.
AAGUAGCUGCAUAAUGACUUACUAUGCUGCCUUCGCCACCAUAUUGCUGGUUCAUUAUGCAGCAGUCUGUGUCGGUACCUCAAAUCUCCCGAAUGUUACUGGUUGCCCUGCAAACACCACCGACGCCAAUGCUGCCGACCUAGCUGAAAUAAAGGAAACCGUUAAGAAUUUAGUAUCAAAGGUCUCCCUCCUGCUUGUCCCCGGCCAU